Messenger RNA from Harpegnathos saltator (Jerdon's jumping ant), 4482 nucleotides. It is a transcript of the gene chp, whose product is annotated as leucine rich repeat containing G protein-coupled receptor chaoptin. Gene Ontology annotation, molecular function: protein binding. The record is from RefSeq and is a predicted model, not a curated record. Gene Ontology annotation, cellular component: extracellular matrix. The transcript has 16 exons. Bases 435 to 4316 code for a protein of 1293 amino acids. Lineage: Eukaryota; Metazoa; Arthropoda; Insecta; Hymenoptera; Formicidae.
AAAGUCGAGGUUUCAGUAGAGAAUACUUAACGGCGGAGAAGUUGAGGAGAUAACAACACUGUACACUAAUACUAUAAUACUAAAAUCGUUAAUCUCCAAAAGGAUAUUAGUGAUUCUACAAUAUUGGAGCAUUGCACAAUAGCAACCGCGUGACUGACUGCACUGUUCAAAUAUAAUUACUGACCGCGUCGAGUCAGUUAAAUGGCUUUGUACGCACAGCUUUAUUCGAUCGCCACCUAAUAGAAUAUCAUGUUUGUAAUCGGGUAAAGAGAAGCACUGGGACUGUCGGCGAACAUGCGAAGCCCUACCGCACGAGCAACGGCCAGUAUGCUCGACUGCUGCGAGAGAGCAGUCAGUUGAAGUUUCGUUAUUCGAAGUGACCUUAACGGAAGAAUACAACACGCAGGAAUUUUGCGGAGUUGGUCUAACGGGCCAUGAAGCUCUUUACUUUGGUGAAGGUCGCCUAUGUUAUGUUGAUCAUCACCCUGCUGCUGAUGCUAUGGGCGUCCGUGGCGCGGAUGCACGAGUUACCCGUCCAGUAUCCGCCAUGCUUCUUCAAUCCGCUCUGCACCUGCUCGAAAGCCAUACCGGAUCUCGGCAUAGUGGCGUGCUAUAAUGUGCCGAUGCCGCGAAUACCACAGCCGAUUAACUCGUCGAAAGUGUUUAUGCUGCAGCUGGAAAACAACGGACUCAGAUUUCUACAACCGCAAUAUCUCAUAAACACCGGUCUCUACAAGCUACAGAUCAAACAUAAUCCGCUAGCGGACAUCCCAGACGAAGCCUUUCUAGGUCUCGAGCGAUCGUUAUGGGAACUCGACUUAUCUUACAACCAGCUUGCCAGCGUACCGAGUAAAUCGUUCAGACAUUUACAAAAAUUGCGAUUACUCGAACUCACAGGUAACAAGAUAUCGCGUAUCGCUCCGGAAAAUUGGCGUGGCUUGGAGAAUUCUCUUCAGACUCUACGCUUGGGACGAAAUGCAAUCGAGAAACUGCCGGCCGAUGCUUUCGCUGGCCUUACGUAUCUAGAGAUCCUCGAUCUUCGGGAGAAUAGCCUAAAGGAAAUCGAUCCAUCCGUAUUCCGAGAUGGGAUGGCACACCUCACGCACCUUUAUCUGAACGACAACCAAUUGACGCACGUGCCGUACGCUCAACUGUCCCUGCUGAAGCGCAUGAAGGUCCUUGAUCUCAGCUACAAUAGGAUUUCGAAGAUGUUGCAGACCCAACGGGAGCCAGAAAUCAAGGGCAUACAGAUGUCCUUGGAUGUUCUGCAGCUGGAUUACAAUCAAAUCGAGAUGCUCACGUCUGGUGAUUUCCAACACUUCUACAAAGUCAACCGCACGUAUCUUAACGGCAACCCCUUAACGAUAAUUGAGGAAGGUACAUUUAGAGACUCACGUAUUCGCGAGUUAUAUUUGAGCGACUGCGACCUGCUGGAGAUCAACUCGGCCAACUUCGCCGGCUUAGAGUCGACUCUCGAGUUGUUAGAUGUCUCAGGCAAUAAUAUCACCACGCUACCGAACCGUCUGUUUCAAGAAUUUGAUUUUUUGCGUACGCUCAUCUUUCGCGAGAAUCGCAUCGACACCUUUUCGCCCGCUGAAGUGUUCAAUGGUUUCCAAUAUUCCUUAUACAAUUUGGAUCUUAGCGGCAAGCAGAACGGUAUGAUUUCUCUUCAAGAUCUACGACAAAUGAGAAAUUUACGCUUCCUCUCGAUCUCGCGAAUGCCACAGGCCACUCUGUCGCCUAACGAUUUUUUGGAGUUUGGUAUGGACAUUAAGGAGCUUAGGAUAAUUCAUAGUAAUUUGAACACUAUCAAAAGCCACACUUUCAUGCACGUACGUGGGAUUAAGUACCUAGACUUCUCUGAGAAUUCAAUCUCGACGAUAGACGAUGAAGCGUUCUCGGAGGUGGGUCACUCUCUUUUGACACUAAGAAUGUCUCACGGUCUCUCUUCCACGAUUUCCGAGAUACCGAACCGACCGUUUAAGUCGCUGACAAACUUGCAACACCUCGACUUCAGCAACAACAAAAUUCGCUCCUUACCAGCUACGUCGUUCCAUUUCCUAAAGAGAAUUAAGCGCAUCGAGCUGCAAGAUAACGAGAUCGACAAUAUACCGAAGGGCACCUUCCAAGGUGACAUACAUUCAACGCUGGAAGAAGUUAAUUUCGCUUUCAAUCAAGUGAAGAACCUACAAACUCACACGUUCGUCGAUCUAUCAGCUUUAAUGACAAUCAAUUUGGAAGACAAUGCUAUUGAGAAAAUUGAAAGACGAGCUUUCAUGAAUAUGAACCGGCUUAAAUACAUCAAUUUGCGCGGCAACAAGAUUAGAGACAUCACCGAUGAAGCCUUCCAGAAUUUGCCGGAUCUGGAGUUUCUCGACCUCGCGUACAACAAUCUCAACGAGUUUGAUUUUGCCUCCUUCGAUCAAGUGGGUACAUUGUCGUCGUUCAAAGUUAACGUUAGCCAUAACGAGAUUUCGAGAUUGUGGAUAAAUAGCACUACUUUUACACCACCCACUGCUAGUGCGUUUCACAUCUAUCUUGGCGGCAACGUGCAGUCAAAUAUCAAAGUCCUGGAUUUGAGUUACAAUAACAUAUCUGACAUCAUGAAGUACUAUUUCAAGCCAGUCGAAUAUUCGCUUACUCAUCUGUACUUGUCGAACAAUCAAUUGAGAAACAUCACCCAGGGUAUCUUCGGCAACAUGCCGCACCUACAGUGGCUCGAUCUGAGGCAUAACGAUUUGUUCGAAGUGGACUUCGACUGUUUUAAGAACACGAAGAACCUGCAGGUGCUCCGUCUCUCUUGGAAUGAGAUCACGGACAUCCCGGCGGAGGCUCUGAAACCCUUGAAGAAAUUACGCAUUGUUGACUUAUCUCACAAUAAGUUGAGGUCCUUGCCAGAUAAUAUGUUCACCGACUCUAACAUAGAGAGUCUCGAUCUCUCGCACAAUCAGUUUACGAGAAUUCCCAUCAAGAGCAUGUCGCUCAACUCUGCCGCGAGUUUAGCAAACUUAGACAUGUCUUGGAAUAUCUUGUCGGGAAUCCACAAUACUGACACGAUAUUCAGACUUAGAGGUCUUGUAUGGCUGGAUUUAUCGUAUAAUCGAUUGGUCAGACUGGAUGAUGGUGUGUUCUCUGAUCUACCAUACUUGGCCCAUCUCGAUCUGAGUCACAACAAGCAACUUAUCCUGGAAACUCGCGGAAGAACGUUCUACGGUUUGGAGGAUACGCUCUUAUAUCUCAGUCUGAGCAACAUUUCCCUCUUGAGCGUUCCAGAGUUGCCAUUGAGACGGCUGCAAACUUUAUAUUUGGCGCAUAACGAGCUGGCUUCAAUACCUGCGGAAAUGUCGUCGAAUCUAACAUAUCUUCACUAUCUGGACUUAAGCUUCAACGAUUUGACAGUGGUACCAUUGAUCACCCACUCGCUACCGGAAUUGAAAACUUUUAACUUGGCGGACAAUCCCAUUACAGCUAUCACGAAUACGAGUUUCUUAGGUGUGGCUGACAGUCUGGAAGAGUUAGACAUACGAAGACUCACUCUGUCAAUCUUCGAGACAGGUGCACUCUGCAAAGCUACUAAGCUUCGCAAAUUACACAUCACCGCCUACAACGGUAUCAAGAACUUCAACUUUCCCACCAUUCUGGAGUACAAUCAUGGCUUGAAGCAUUUGCUUAUUGACGUCCAGAACGACACCAAUCUAGAGAAGGAAAUGAGGGGAAAGUUGCCUUAUAAAUUAUACAAUAUCACUCUGACUGGUCGAAAUCUAAAGAAUAUACAUCCGGAGAUACUGCGCGGCAUGCGUAACCCGCAUCUUCAUUUCGGCCUGUACAACACCAGCGUAGCGACCGUACCUCAAGAGACUUUCAGCAAUGCACAACGAGUGCGCAACAUCACAGUGGAGAUCCACGACAGCGACACUCGAACUCUGCAUAAUCCGUCGUCCGGCUAUAAACCGGGAGUGCCGGGCGAACGGUUCCUCAUGAAGCUCCGCUUAGCCGACAGUUACCUUAAUUGCGAUUGCGACGUCGGGUGGAUCGAGGUGUGGCAAAGGAAGCAUAGGCAAUACCAAGAGGACCGAUGUACCUCUUACGACAAAUCCAAGAAUAUGGAGCACGAAGAAGAUGACGAAUUCAAUUGCUGGGACAACGGUUGGGAUGACGACCUGCGUGAGACAUUCUGCAUGAACAAGAACAAUGUGUCAUUAUCAAAUAUGUUAAAAACUGAGCUAGAAUGCGGAUGGGGCGCGGCGAGCCACAUUAUCCUGUCGAACACUUUGACUCUACUAGUCCUUUCGAUCUUAGUAGUUAUCAUCUAUUAAGCGUACUUCAUUCUUGUGACCUCACAUAUCCUCAAGUCAAAUUGCGAAUCUUAUAUCCAAGAGGGUGACGAUUGUCGGAGAUUUCUGUUGAAUUAUCAUGCAUGCUCAUGUACUUGUACAAAGGAAGACUAAUUUGAAAUUAAAAGGAUUUCUGUAAGGGUAACAA